Molecule: messenger RNA, 1018 nt
Organism: Loa loa (African eye worm)
Lineage: Eukaryota; Metazoa; Nematoda; Chromadorea; Rhabditida; Onchocercidae
Product: C2f protein
Exons: 5
Coding region: 52-747 (231 amino acids)
Biological process (GO): rRNA base methylation
Cellular component (GO): nucleolus; small-subunit processome
Molecular function (GO): rRNA binding; rRNA (pseudouridine) methyltransferase activity
Source: RefSeq, a predicted model, not a curated record
AUUUACAGGACUAAUCCACAUAGUAAAUGAUCUUUUCGUCAAAGCCAAUUGAUGCCUGAACUACCGGCAGUCAAACGUAUCAGAAAGAACGAUGAAGAAAUUGAGCAGGAUAACAAGAAGCGGCUCAUCGUUAUCAUCGAGAAAUGCUCGUUGGAGAGUGCGAAGAUAGGCAAGGAAUACGUGAUUCUCUCUAGUGACAGGCAUGCAAACUUCAUUCGAAACCAAAAAAAAGAUCCCGCUGAUUUUCGACCAGAUAUCCUACAUCAAUGUCUUCUUAUGCUUCUUGAUAGUCCGUUAAAUCGAGCGGAUUUAUUGCAAAUUUAUGUGCAUACUGUCAACAACAUAUUAAUUGAAGUGAACCCUCAGAUUCGUAUCCCAAGGACAUUCGAUCGAUUUUGUGGUUUGAUGGUGCAGUUGCUACAUAAAUUGUCGAUACGUGCAGCCGAUAGUUCAGUGAAAUUGCUGAAAGUGAUUAGGAAUCCAGUAAGCAUCCAUUUACCGACUGGUUGUCGGAAAGUACUGACAUCAUAUCAAGCGUCAGAAUACAUGAGUUUUAGGCAAUUUGCCGAAAGCACUAGUAAUAAGCCCAUCGCAGUCGUCAUUGGUGGGUUUGCGAAAGGAAAGGCUGCUGUGGAUUAUACCGAGGAAGAGGUGAAACUAAGCAAUUUUCCAUUAAGCGCUGCGUUGACGUGUUCUAAACUGACAUCCAGUUUCGAAGAAAUAUGGAAAGUUGAAGAAGAAAAUUAAUAAUAGGUCACUAUUAACAAAUAACUUUGUUAGGAGAUUUCUAUUGGUCUGCUGUUGGUUUUGGAUUUGUGAAAAUUGCAAGUAAGAUAAGUCUGGUAGUUCUUCAAUUUCUCUUCCACUUUGGAUGUUGUGAAAGGUUUUUUAGAAGUGAUGCGUAAGUUAAAAUUUAAUAAAGGUCGAUUUACGCACGUGGAAUACGAUGAAAUAAAACAAGUAGCGAAGUUUAUGAUCAGUUUGUUAAUAAUAUAGUAAAGAUAAAUGAAAAAGGUUC